Effrenium voratum is the source of this 188-nucleotide messenger RNA. NCBI's taxonomy places the organism in Eukaryota, Dinophyceae, Suessiales, Symbiodiniaceae. The record is from the annotation of a GenBank genome assembly.
AUGGCCGUUGUGCUGGCGCUUACCGGGCGAUUUGGCCUCAGAACAGGGGAAGCACUGUGCCUAAGGCGGCAUGCCCCAGGCUCCGUGAAGGUGCAUUUGAAGUACGGUCGCCUCACACUUCACGACGUCAAGAAGGCAGUGGACAGCCUGGAUUCCGGAUGUGUGCGCAAGGGCGCUUCGUUGAAAUC